UUGCAGAAAACAGUUUAGUCUUUAGUUCCCAAACUCGAAAGCAGCUCGACUCAAUCCAGUCUCCUACCCGUUACUCGGGAACUCAGUAACUCAGUCUCUCUUUGAGUUGGAGCUAUGUCAACAAAAAUAGCCCUUAAAUUUUCUCGAUCCAGCCGUAUCUAUCGCGCCUCUGAACCUGUUGAAGGCAAAAUCGUGAUUAAAUCUCCAUCCUCAAUUUCUCACUAUGGAAUUCGCCUCUCCGUCAACGGAUCUGUUAACUUGCAGCAGGUUCGAGGAGGAUCAGCUGGAGUUAUUGAAACCUUUUAUGGUGUUGUCAAGCCAAUCACCAUCGUGAAUAAGAGCAUUGAGGUUAAACCGCCGGGAAAGAUUGGUUCAGGCACAACUGAGGUACCAUUUACCAUGGUUUUGAAACAAAAUGGCGAAAAAAGUUUGGAAAGAUUUUAUGAGACCUUUCAUGGAACGGAUGUUAGCAUUCAGUAUUUGUUUACUGUAGAUAUAGCAAGAGGAUACCUUUAUAAAUCACUAUCUGCAACCAUGGAAGUUAUAGUUGAAAGUGAUAAAGCUGAUCUGCUUGAGCGACCAGUUUCUCCUGAAAUGGCUAUCUUUUACAUUACUCAGGACACUCAGAGACAUCCUUUACUUCCUGAAAUAAAGUCAGGUGGUUUUCGGGUGACAGGAAGAAUGUCUACUCUGUGUUCUUUGUUGGAUCCCAUCAGUGGAGAGUUAACGGUUGAAACAUCAGCAGUUCCCAUUUCCUCCAUUGACAUACACUUGCUCCGUGUAGAGUCAAUUCUAAUGGGAGAGAAAAUUGUGACUGAAACUUCUUUGAUUCAGACUACACAGAUAGCGGAUGGAGAUGUCUGUCGUAAUCUGACUUUGCCUAUCUAUGUUAUCCUUCCCCGCCUUUUGACUUGUCCAAGUGUCUUUGCUGGUCCAUUUUCAAUUGAGUUCAAAGUGUCCAUUGUCAUCAGCUUUCAGUCAGAACUGUCCAAAUUGCAUAAAAAAUCUGAUCCAAGAACUCCAAGACUGUGGCUGGCAAUGGAAACUUUACCGCUUGAACUUGUUCGAACAAGAUGAGGUGAUCUGAAAGACAAUAUUUGAAUAACUUAGUGUAUAAAAUGUCAGAAUACAAUAGUAUUUUUUAGUAUAUAUUUAAUCUACUAUCAUAGCUGUUGCUUACCCGUAUGUGAUUGGUGCCCUCAACACAGGCAUGCAUGGGCCAAAGAUCUGUAAGAUAUUAUGAUGCAUUUUCAAUCCUCCGAAUUGAAAUCGUCUUCAUGUUAGCAGAUUAAUAAUUUUAAUGAUCCAGAAGGUUUAACA
This is a messenger RNA of Populus nigra (black poplar), 1320 nucleotides long. RefSeq lists its product as uncharacterized. NCBI's taxonomy places the organism in Eukaryota, Viridiplantae, Streptophyta, Magnoliopsida, Malpighiales, Salicaceae. The record is from RefSeq and is a predicted model, not a curated record. Gene Ontology annotation, biological process: intracellular protein transport. Bases 115 to 1077 code for a protein of 320 amino acids. The transcript has 11 exons. Gene Ontology annotation, cellular component: endosome.